GCCUUGGCAUCUAACAGAAAGGUGCUGAUGAACACGAAGCUAGAAACAUCUGAUCUCAGAUGGACCAGCUACCCCAGCAGUGACCCUGAGUGGGAGGAGAUGAGCGGUUUGGAUGAGGAGGGCAACAGCGUCCGCACCUUUCAGAUCUGUCCGAUGGACACGGCAGUGAGUCACUGGCUGCGCACGCGCUUCAUCCCGCGGCGCGGAGCGACUCAGGUGUAUGUGGAGAUCCGCUUCACCGUGAUGGAGUGUUCGGCCAUGCCUUCCAGCUUCCGCACCUGCAAAGAGACCUUCAACCUGUACUAUUACCAGAGCGACGAGGACAUAGCCAGCAGCACACACCCCGCCUGGAUGGAGAACCCCUACAGCAAGGUACACACACUAACACACAGAGAGAGACAUUUUAACAAUUUAUUUAAGUCCACUUAA
Molecule: messenger RNA, 429 nt
Organism: Sinocyclocheilus grahami
Lineage: Eukaryota; Metazoa; Chordata; Actinopteri; Cypriniformes; Cyprinidae
Product: ephrin type-B receptor 4-like
Exons: 3
Coding region: 28-429 (133 amino acids)
Biological process (GO): protein phosphorylation; ephrin receptor signaling pathway; axon guidance
Cellular component (GO): dendrite; plasma membrane
Molecular function (GO): transmembrane-ephrin receptor activity; protein binding
Source: RefSeq, a predicted model, not a curated record